AUGGCCACCGAGAUACAGACGCCUUUUGGCCAUUCUCUGCCUCCAGAAGGUGCCCAUACAAUCACUUUCCAUGUGCCGAAAUGGGAGUCGGCCAUCAAAUUCCGCGAGGGUGACAUGAGCCUCGUGGCUCGGCUCAAGAGCAUCUAUCCUCGAUUCAUGCCUUUUGGACCUUCAGCAAAGCUCACCCAAGAGAUAGGAGCCCGGAUCAAUAUCCCCCAGGGACGUGGACUUGUCGGUUUCCUUUCGCCGCAGGUCUGGCACACCAAUAGGCGCCAUGCCGUCUCCGAGUUUCGUAAGGAAAAGGCUGUCAAGGCUGAGGAGCUCAAGUACCACGUCGUGGAAAUUGACGGCAUCCGACUCUACCUGGUCGAGUUUCCGAUGCAAAAAGUCAUGGGGGCUAUUUUCAUGUGGCAGCACGGCGGUCUUGGUUUUUCUACUCGGCUGGGAGAACACCUAGUGUCCAAGAUGGACAGUCUCGAGUAUUUGGGAGAGUUCCCGGACGGUGCCAAUCCGCCACCGCCGACGUACCUCCCAGAGUCGGAGAGCCAUGAACUGCUGCGCAAGCGGAUAUCUGGACUGCUUUCCCGGAGUACCGUGCAGGAGUAUCCGAAGCAGGUCCAGUCUGACGAUAUUUACCUCUACCAAUCUGGAAUGGCUGCUAUUUUGCGGUGUCACGAGGCCAUUGUCAAGUCUCGGCCUGAUCCUAUAGCCGUAUUCGGAGCAGUAUUUCACAGCACUUGGCAUCUUUUCGAGGAGAGUCCAGGAGGAUUGAAACAUUACGGCAAAGCUGAUGAGAAUGACCUGGACGAGUUUGAAAAGUACCUCGAGCAAGGCGGGAAAUGUAGUUAUGCCUUUACUGAAUUCCCCUCAAACCCCAUCUUGGUCAGCACGGACUUGAUCAGACUGCGCAAACUCGCGGACAAAUAUGGCUUUUGGAUCGUGGUAGACGACACCCUUUCUUCAUUUUGCAACAUUGACGUCCUCUCUGUAGCCGAUGUAGUCAUGUCGUCGCUCACCAAAUCUUUCUCUGGCUACGCCGAUCUCAUCGCCGGCUCCCUCGCGUUGAAUCCCAACCUGGCCAGCUACAAUACACUGAAGAACACCUUUAGAGAGGACUAUCACAAUGAAUUCUUUGAAGCCGACGCCAAGCAGCUCUUCAAGAAUAGCGAUGACUAUCUGGCACGCUCGGCCAUCUUGAACCGCAACGCCGCGACCUUGUCUGCUUACUUCCAGGGCCUCGCCGAGGACGCGGGGACGCCCGUGGCCAAGGUCUGCUACCCUCCGUACGCGCCCGGGUCAAGGAACCUGCUGCCAUUCCUGCGCAAGCCCUCGCCCGAGUUCCCCAAGGUCGGCUACGGCUGUCUCUUCUCGGUGGAAUUCCGGACGGAAGCGGAAACGAUUGCGUUCUACGACAACCUCGCCUUCCACAAUGGACCCCAUCUUGGCGCUCACCUGACACUCGCCAUGCCCUAUAAUGCCAUGAUCUAUGGAAAGGACAACCCCGAGUACCAUGCGUCCUAUGGCAUGAGUCCGAACCAAAUCAGGUUCAGUGUUGGUUUGGAGGAUGAGCCGUAUCUUCUGGAUGUUUGCAAGAGAGCGAUUGCCGCUGUCAAGGAGUCCGGAGACCUAGAUGGCAAAAAACUGACAGAGACGGCCAUGGAGCAGGCGGAUGGCAAGGCAGCUGUAGACCCUCUAGGUGGACAACCAGCUGCGAGUGCAUCGUGA
Molecule: messenger RNA, 1725 nt
Organism: Pestalotiopsis fici W106-1
Lineage: Eukaryota; Fungi; Ascomycota; Sordariomycetes; Amphisphaeriales; Sporocadaceae
Exons: 4
Coding region: 1-1725 (574 amino acids)
Biological process (GO): transsulfuration
Molecular function (GO): pyridoxal phosphate binding; cystathionine gamma-synthase activity
Source: RefSeq, a predicted model, not a curated record